GUACUUCAUGUUGUAUUCAGUAGAUUCUGAGUGUUUGUAUGUUUGUGUCUGUAGGCUGUAAUCUCACUGCUCAAACUAAAUAUGAAUUCAUUGGACAUCCUGGUGGUUCAGUUCUGUUACCCUGCUCCUGCUCUGACCUGCACACCAAACCUCACACAUUCACCUGGAUGUCCUACAGAACAGGACGUCUGAAUGACAUGUUAAAUGAUGAACACUACCGUGACAGAUUUCAGCUGUUUAAUAACAUUUCUUCUGGUAAUCUGUCUCUGCUCAUAUCUGACCUGAGACUAGAGGAUGAUGUAGACUACAGGUGCAUCACUGAGAAGGAACACAGAGACAUGAAUAUUAAUGUUAAAGGAGGAAGAAGAGAAACUUCAACACGCUCAGGGAAAACAGACAGAAGACCUCCAUCAGAACAGCCUCCAAGAACAUGUGGAGAGAACGGGAUUACUGAAGGACGUCCGGACUGUAAGGGAAAGCCAACAGAUCAGGCUGUGAUCUCUCUGGUGAUGAGACAGUAGAAAUUAUACAACAUCAAGGUGGUUCAGUUCUGUUACCCUGCUCCUGCUCUGACCUGCACACCAAACCUCACACAUUCACCUGGAUGUCCUACAGAACAGGACAUGUGAAUGACAUGUUAAAUGAUGAGCACUAUCGUGACAGACUUCAGCUGUUUAAUAAAUCUUCUCCUGGUAACCUGUCUCUGCUCAUAUCUGACCUGAGAGAAGAGGAUCAGGGAGACUACAGGUGCAGCACUGAGAAGGGACACAGAGACAUCAGGAUUUAUGUUAAAGGCUGUGAUCUCUCUGCUGAAACUAAAUAUGAUUACAUUGGACAUCCUGGUGGUUCAGUUCUGUUACUCUGCUCCUGCUCUGACCUGCACACCAAACCUCACACAUUCACCUGGAUGUCCUACAUAAGAAGAGGUCUGACUGACAUGUUAAAUGAUGAACACUACCAUGGCAGACUUCAGCUGUUUAAUAACACUUCUCCUGGUAAUCUGUCACUGCUCAUAUCUGACCUGAGAGAAGAGGAUGCAGUAGACUACAGGUGCAGCAUUGAGAAGGGACACAGAGGCAUGAGGAUUUAUGUUAAAGGUUGUGAUCUCUCUGAUAAUGAGACAGUAAAAAUUAUACAACAUCAAGGUGGUUCAGUUCUGUUACCCUGCUCCUGCUCUGACCUGAACAUCAAACCUCACACAUUCACCUGGAUGUCCUACAGAACAGGACGUCUAAAUGACAUGUUAAAUGAUGAACACUAUCGUGACAGACUUCAGCUGUUUAAUCACAGUUCUCCUGGUAAUCUGUCUCUGCUCAUAUCUGACCUGAGAGAAGAGGAUCAGGGAGACUACAGGUGCAGAACAGAGAAGGGACACAGAGACAUCAGGAUUUAUGUUAAAGGCUGUGAACUGGUGAAGGAGACAGAUGUAGAGUCGAUAACUGUGUUCACAGGAGAGUCUGUAGUUCUGCCCUGUGUCUGCACUGACCUACAGGAUAAACCAAAGUCUCUUAAAUGGGACUUUUCUAUACCAACAGAGACUGGAAGAAAUCGUUAUCAAGAAAUUUACCCUGAACAGACUGGACAUCACAGAAACAGAGUGAAACUGAUCAGUAAAAGCUCUCCAGGAAACCUCUCUCUACUCGUAUCAGACCUGACUGAACAGGACCAGGGACUCUACACGUGUUCUGUACAGGCAGAAAGAAAGGAUUUCAGACUAUAUGUUAAAGGAACAUGUGGAGAGAACGGGAUUACUGAAGGACGUCCGGACUGUAAGGGAAAGCCAACAGAUCAGGCUGUGAUCUCUCUGCUCAAACUAAAUAUGAAUACAAUGGACAUCCUGGUGGUUCAGUUCUGUUACUCUGCUCCUGCUCUGACCUGCACACCAAACCUCACACAUUCACCUGGAUGGCCUACAGAACAGGACGUCUGACUGACAUGUUAAAUGAUGAACACUACCGUGGCAGACUUCAGCUGUUUAAUCACAUUUCUCCUGGUAAUCUGUCUCUGCUCAUAUCUGACCUGAGAGAAGAGGAUGCAGUAGACUACAGGUGCAGAACUGAGAAGGAACAU
This is a messenger RNA of Tachysurus fulvidraco (yellow catfish), 2070 nucleotides long. RefSeq lists its product as uncharacterized. The coding region runs from base 605 to 1930 and encodes 441 amino acids. Lineage: Eukaryota; Metazoa; Chordata; Actinopteri; Siluriformes; Bagridae. The transcript has 9 exons. The record is from RefSeq and is a predicted model, not a curated record. Gene Ontology annotation, biological process: positive regulation of T cell proliferation; immune response; cellular response to lipopolysaccharide. Gene Ontology annotation, cellular component: external side of plasma membrane.